Messenger RNA from Trichoderma reesei QM6a, 765 nucleotides. It is a transcript of the gene rps14, whose product is annotated as ribosomal protein S14, S11 family. The record is from RefSeq and is a predicted model, not a curated record. The coding region runs from base 29 to 478 and encodes 149 amino acids. Gene Ontology annotation, biological process: translation; maturation of SSU-rRNA from tricistronic rRNA transcript (SSU-rRNA, 5.8S rRNA, LSU-rRNA); ribosomal small subunit assembly. Gene Ontology annotation, molecular function: mRNA 5'-UTR binding; small ribosomal subunit rRNA binding; structural constituent of ribosome. The transcript has 3 exons. Gene Ontology annotation, cellular component: ribosome; cytosolic small ribosomal subunit. NCBI's taxonomy places the organism in Eukaryota, Fungi, Ascomycota, Sordariomycetes, Hypocreales, Hypocreaceae.
AAAAGCCAGACGUCAACGAAACUUCAAAAUGCCCCCCAAGAAGGUCGCCGCUCCCAAGGAGAACAUCUCCCUGGGCCCCUCUGCCCGCGAUGGCGAGCUCGUCUUUGGCGUUGCCCGUAUCUUCGCCUCCUUCAACGACACCUUCGUCCACGUCACCGAUCUGUCCGGCCGUGAAACCAUCACCCGUGUCACCGGUGGAAUGAAGGUCAAGGCCGACCGUGACGAGUCCUCCCCCUACGCUGCCAUGUUGGCUGCUCAGGACGUCGCCGCCCGCUGCAAGGAGCUUGGCAUCAACGCUCUGCACAUCAAGAUCCGCGCCACCGGUGGUAACGGUACCAAGACCCCCGGUCCCGGUGCCCAGUCUGCUCUCCGCGCCCUGGCCCGUGCCGGCAUGAAGAUCGGCCGCAUUGAGGACGUUACUCCUACCCCCUCCGACUCUACUCGCAGAAAGGGUGGUCGCCGUGGUCGUCGUCUGUAAAUAUCGUAUUUUUAUUUCUACAAAACAAACGAAAUGGAAUACGGAUUUACAGUGUCUGGCAACACUUUGGACUGGAUUCAAGGCAGGAGUUUCGCUAUCUGGUUCUUUCAUGCGGCGCUGAGAAAAAACGAGGAGAACGGCCCUUGAAGCCUGGUCUCCAACUCUAUUAUGCUUUGCGCUGGGUUGCAUCAUUCUCCUCAUACUAGGAGGAAGAUGUGACUCAAUGUCAAUGCAGUAGACAGUUACGAAUUCGCCCGAAGAAGGCUAUGAAAAGUUGUCUCCCUGUC